AUGACUAUGUAUUCCUCACACAUGCGCACGGAUUUUCGCUGUGCGAUAUGUCAACGAAAAAAUGUUUUUCAUUGUGAACACGACACACCGCAUCGUGACCGUUUCUUAGGUGCUGAUAUUCCCGAAACAUCUCGAAGUUUCAAAAUGGACGAUCAUAUUCAUAUUCAUGAGAAUAAUACGAGACAACGAGUGGGUUCCCAUACAAGUACUCGACACAACCAAGUCUCAACUUAUAAUACGAAUACUUAUCAAUCAUCUCAAACAUAUCAAACGAACCAAAAAUCGAAAGCAUGUGUUAUUUUAUGA
Messenger RNA from Adineta ricciae, 306 nucleotides. Lineage: Eukaryota; Metazoa; Rotifera; Eurotatoria; Adinetida; Adinetidae. The record is from the annotation of a GenBank genome assembly.